Cryptomeria japonica (Japanese cedar) is the source of this 1185-nucleotide messenger RNA. RefSeq lists its product as uncharacterized. The transcript has 3 exons. The record is from RefSeq and is a predicted model, not a curated record. NCBI's taxonomy places the organism in Eukaryota, Viridiplantae, Streptophyta, Pinopsida, Cupressales, Cupressaceae. Bases 1 to 1185 code for a protein of 394 amino acids.
AUGGCUCUUGUCUAUAAAGUGCUUAAAGGGAGGAGCAUCGAAAAACCUAUUAAAGGAAAAUAUGCAAGAGAUGAGGACAUGGAGAGUGAAGCCAGUGGCUUUAACUUUGACUCAGAGACUGAGGGUGAUUCAGAGGAGACUAGCCAAAAAGGUAGGAACGAGGCUAAGAGGAAAAGGAUUGUGGUGGAUUCAGAUAUUUCGGAGUCUGAGGCCGAAUCCUUUGAAGGGAAAUUUAUUAAAAAAAAGAAAGGGAAAGUUACUGGAAAGAAAAUGCAGAGGAAGAAGACCAGCAAGGAAAGCAAUAAAGAUAUUAGCCAAAUCCUAAUUGAUUCUGAAGAGGAGACAGAGGAGAAUAAAAAAGAUGAGGGACAGGGUAAGGAGGGGGAGGAGAACCCGGUCACAAGCAACAUUGAGGGUUUGAACACCCAAGGUAUGCAAAAAGAGGAGCAAGAGGACAAAAGUGGUAAGCUUAGUGAUUGUGUUGGUGAAAAUGCGACUAUAAAGGGCUUUUGUGAGACCGUUGGUACAAUGGUGAAGGAAAUAGGUAGCUUGAAGAAAGAUAUGAUGACUGUCAAAAGAGCUACGGUUGGUGAGAAACCCCUGACGGAAAAUGUUAAAGAAUUGGCAGUUGCAAUUAAUAACGCGAAAGCCAUUGAAAGCAAGGUGGGUAAAAUUAUUGCCACUAAAAAAAAGGUUAAAGAGAUGGAAGAAAACAAGGAGGUGAAGGGGAUGGAAACCGCUAUGAACAAUCUGGAAUCUCAUAGAGAAAGGACCAAUCAGCAUAAGAAGGUAAUACCUGCUCCCAAGACUGCAAAUGAGAAGAAAGGGGAGAUCAAGCAGGUAUGGAGGAAGACGGAAGAGAAUAGAACCAUGGAUUGGCACUGUGCAUUCAAUGCACAGGAAGUGAACAUAGUAGUGGACAAGGAUAGUACUGAAGUGAAAAAUGAUAUUGCUAACACUGAAAGCAUUGAGCAACUGGUAGAAAAUAUUGAGGUUGGAAUACAAGCAGAGCAAACAGAGAAAAUAGUACAUACAGAGAAACGUUUAGACAAUGCAAUAAAUACUGGUAGUGUAGAUGUUAGCAUAGUGAAACCGACAGAGACAGAGAUACCAGCAGUGGAUAACACAGAGAUAUCGAUAGUAGAUAAUAUAGAGAAACCAACAGAGAAACUGGUAGGUACAUAG